Molecule: messenger RNA, 1302 nt
Organism: Klebsormidium nitens
Lineage: Eukaryota; Viridiplantae; Streptophyta; Klebsormidiophyceae; Klebsormidiales; Klebsormidiaceae
Source: the annotation of a GenBank genome assembly
GUUCGUAUGACAAACGACGAGACCCGAAAUCACGAGUCUGCUGCAUGAGCACAGGUGGAGAAAGGCGCCCCUAAAACUUGAACGGCCCCAGAGAUCGUGUGUAGCUCACUGGCACAUUCGGCUGUUCCUGUUUGUGGCUCUUAGCAUCUUCAGCUGAGAUAAACAGACCUACUUAUAUCAUUUGUUCCGGGUGUGGGCCUUUUCUCUGCAAGCUGGUGAAGUUGGAGAAGCUUGGUGACCCAAUCAAGCGGCAAAUUUCUUCUCCUCCUGCCGCAGCUCCAUUUUUGUUUCUGAAGCUGUCAGUUGGAAUCCAGGGGCAGUGGGAUGGGGAUCCUGUUCACAAAGCUCUUUGCAAACUUGUUUGGGGACAGGGAAGCGCGCAUCCUUGUGCUGGGGCUUGAUAAUGCGGGCAAGACGACAAUCUUGUAUCGGCUGCAAGUUGGCGAAGUUGUGAGCACAAUCCCCACAAUUGGGUUCAACGUAGAAACUGUGGCCUAUAAAAACAUCAAAUUCCAAGUUUGGGAUCUAGGCGGACAGACGAGUAUAAGACCCUACUGGCGGUGCUACUUCCCCAACACCCAGGCCGUCAUUUACGUUGUUGACUCGAGCGACACGGACCGGAUGUCAAUAGCAAAAGAAGAGUUUCAUGCAAUAUUGCAGGAAGAAGAGUUGAAAGAUGCGGUCAUCUUAGUGUACGCAAACAAGCAGGACUUGCCGGGGGCUCUGGACGACGCAGCGGUGUCGGAGGGGCUCAGUUUGCACAUGAUAAAGAACCGGCAAUGGGCCAUCUUCAAAACGAGCGCGAUCAAGGGGGAGGGCCUCUUUGAGGGCCUUGAUUGGUUGAGCGAUACCUUAAAACAGCGGGGCCGAUGAGAGAGCACGCGUUUUCGUUCCAGAGUUCCGUCACUGAUUAGGGUCUUGAUUCUGCCCUGAAGUUCCACUUGAGAGUCACACCCGCUGAUAGCAGGAAGUGCCAGUCCGAUAAGCUUCAUUAGAUGCCAUGCAACCCGACUGCCGACUGCUUUUUCAACGUUGGCUCACUAUCGCGUCCCCCUGGAUGAUUCGGCGGCGUUCGUUGGUGGUUUUCUGGCAGGCAAAAGGUCUUCUGUAUUGCUGAAACUGUGAGAGCAAUCUGGAGUCGACUUGACCGCCUGGAAAGCAGACUUCGGGACGGCUUCGGCUCCAGAGCUCCGAUUGCGUCCACGUUUCAAGUGUGCUGCCAUGCAAUUGCACCCAGCUUGGUGCAACUGGCCUGACAGCAAUUUAUUGUUGGCUUGUCGACUCUUGCUCAACCUACUAACU